Molecule: messenger RNA, 3175 nt
Organism: Marasmius oreades (fairy-ring Marasmius)
Lineage: Eukaryota; Fungi; Basidiomycota; Agaricomycetes; Agaricales; Marasmiaceae
Exons: 16
Coding region: 44-3175 (1043 amino acids)
Biological process (GO): mitotic cell cycle; DNA-templated DNA replication; DNA repair
Cellular component (GO): nuclear replication fork
Molecular function (GO): protein binding; chromatin binding
Source: RefSeq, a predicted model, not a curated record
GCUUUUUACUUAAGUACGACUAGGUGCUUCGGACACAGGUGCCAUGUCGUCUGAUCCCAAGUUCAUCUCAAAUCUUUCCCAUGGAGAUGGAUAUACAUGCCUGGCAUUUUCAAAAGAUGGAUCGCGCGUUUUUACUGGAGGUUCAGACUGUGUGGUUCGGAUUUGGAAGGCGAAGGAUGGAGACGAUCAAGAGCCAGCGACCGCGAUAGACGCAGAUGAUGGAAUCACGUCGAUUUCAACUACUGACGAUACUUGGCUCUCCGCAAGUAAGGACUCGGAAGUUCGGUCAUAUCAGAGGGAUAAGGGAGAGAUGUCUGGUGCUGUUACAAGAGUAGAUUCGGUCCCGGUCCGAUGCAUAGCAAUUGAUCCAAAGGGAAAGCGGGUUGCUGUUUGCUCCGAUGAGCUGCACCUGAAAGUGGUUGAUUUGGAGGACAACAUCAAAGUUUCGCUGCUACACGGACAUAAAAAGGGCGCGCGAAAAGUGACCUGGCAUCCGACCGAAACUCUCCUUACUUCCUCUGGCUCAGAUGGACGAAUCAUUGUCUGGGAUAUCUCAAGAGACGAACCAACCAUGGUAUCAACGAUAGAGGAUAUAAUACCUGCGGUUUCCGAAGACUCCCAUCAAUUCAAUUAUGACUGCUCCGCCAUAUGGCACCCAUCUGGAGAAUACUUUUUUGCAGUCUCUCGAGCACAUGACAUCGUAACGAUAUCUCGGGAGACAUGGACAAAACAAUUCACUUUCUCCAGUAAAGACAUGCAAGGCGACAUCACAGCAUUUUGCCUUUCUCCCAACGGUUUAUACCUUGCGUCAGUUUGUCAGUCACAUAUUUACGUAUGGUCGACACAAUCCAAACAAGUUCUCUUCAGGGAACACGUAAGCGGUGCCACAGUACUUCAAAUCGCUUUCUCGCCUUGCGAUAACACCCUCGCAUGGACAGACGCAGCAGGUGGUUUUCAUCGAUGGAGAAAUCCAAUCCCCAGCAACUUGAUACAUCCCUCGAAACGAAUUACUCUCAAAAACAUUGUCAUUGAGAACCAAAAUCCAGAUUUAUUCGGCGCAGAGAUCUCUACGGCUCCCGAGGAGAAAGGCGAUGAUGUCGAAGAUCCUGUUGCCGAGGUCGGCGAAAUGGAGAUUGACGAUGAUUUCUUGAUAGAUGACUAUGAAGGAAACGACAUGGCGAAUGAGAAAGGGGUCACAGAUGGCACCAGAUUUGUGAAAGAAAUGGUCAGUAUCACGAAAGCUCAACCCGCCUUCCAGCCAGGAUCUACGCCAAUGGUUUCAAAGAAGAGGUACUUGGCUUAUAACAUGCUUGGUGUCAUCGAGGCCACGGACCUGGAUUCCCAUCAGAUAAUUAACGUUGAAUUCUUUGACAAGUCAACGCGCAAAAGCUUCCAUUUCACCGAUUAUAACAGAUAUAAUAUGGGGUAUCUUGGCGAAAGGGGAGCUGCGUUUGCCUGCCCUCCCGAAGCGGAUCAUUCUGCUCAUGUACAAUAUCGGCCUUACGGGUCGUGGAAUCUACCUCAAGGAUGGACUUAUAACCUACAAAAGGGCUGCAGAGUACUUGGUGUUACUGCCGGGGGAGUUUCGCCGUCGAGGAGCCUCAAGCAGAACUCCGAUGACGACCUUCAAGGCUUUGGAAACGUCGUAGUAGCGAGCUCGGAUGGUGACCUUACUUUCCUCAGUGGAACGGGAAGGGAGAGACGGAUCUUGGCGUUGGGCGGGGAUUUUAUGUCAAUGGUGGCUGGUACCGAAUGGGUUUUCGUCGCUCAUCGCACCGGUUCAACAACCAUGGAUGGCUCGCAAGCACUAUCCUACUCGAUGAUCAAUUUCGACGAUUUCAGUACGCGUCAGAGGGACGCUUUGCCGAUACCAAAAGGACAUACACUUGAAUGGAUAGGAAUUAGCGAAGAAGGGGCUCCAGUUAUAUAUGACUCUGCCGGUCGACUCCAUAUUCUAUCCAAGCACAGGGUCCCUCAUCACGGCUCAUGGAGCCGCAUAUUGGACUCAAACACGUUAGAAAGAAAAGUAGGCAAGGACGAGUCUUAUUGGCCUGUGGGAGUUACGGGAAACACCUUUAUGUGCUUGAUUUUAAAGGGAAGGCAAAGAUAUCCUGGUUUUCCAAGACCUCUGGUUCAAGAGCUACCUAUACGGAUGCCCUUCAGGCAGGAGGGCGUUACGGAAGAAAGAGUAGAGCGCGAGCUCUUAUUCGUUGAUAUGGCCCUAGACGCUCUUGAUGAAGAGCUCACUACGGUGGACAUUACGACCAGAGAGCGUUCGAUAGACAAAGAAUUUAUUCAGCUCAUACAAGGCGCGUGCAAGGAGGAAAACAUCGCCCGUGCGAUCGAACUCGCAAAACUCCUUCACAACAUCUCGUCAUUAGACGCAGCUAUCCAGCUAGCUGGUUUUUAUAACAUGCAUGGGUUGAAAGAGAAAUUCAAAUUAUUGAAAGCCGACCGUGAGGAAAACAAUGACCGAUUGGAAGUUGCCCGGGAAAAAAGGCGAAGAUGGAUGAGGGUCGAUCCACCUGUGCGGAAGCUGGCCAGUCUGGAAAGCACUACUACGCAUAUAUUUUCAAACCCGUUACAGGACUUUGGUCCACCUCCUGCAAUCUCUAGACCGGGCUUAUCACGAGCUGCACCAGUGGCCGAGAAUACGCGACGUUCAUCAAAAACGGUGACAUCCUCCGAAGAGACUUUUUCAGACCAGCUGCAGGUCGAUGCGAAACGAAAACGACCGGAGGAAGAUCUCGCCGAUGAUAUGGACACGGAAUUCUCCAUGCCACUACUUAAACAAAAGCCAAACCCAUUUGUUGCGAAGACUAAGAGCAGUCGCAACCCCUUUGCCGCCCAUAAGAAUGAGAGGAAGACGGUUCAUAAGAGCGAAAGCUUCUUCGAUAAAGUUGACGCGGCCCAGACGCAACCCUCAAAAACGAAAGUGAUACCAAAAGGGAAAAACCAAGAGAAGAAGGAGGGUCCUCGCCAAACAACCUUGUUUGGUAUGAUUGGGAACGCCAACGAGGCACAAAAGGGCAAAACUGCGAACAAAUCUAUGCCUGUCGAAAUUGAGUCUCAGCAAACCGACGUCACGAUGGACGAUACUACAUUCAACGUGGAAACCCAGCGACUCAGCCCCGAGUGGGAUGAGACCCAGAUAGAGGAGGCGCAGAUUUCCUAA